CUGCCCUGGUUGAAACAGGCUCAAGAACUGGAAGAAACCAAAGCAGCCUUGGAAGAUCCAACGUUCAUCCCGGGUCCGUGGUCAUCCUGCAGUGUGUCUUGUGGUCUGGGCGUUCAAAGGCGUCAGGUGAAAUGUAAAGUGCUGCUGUCUUUCACUCAAGCUGAAGUCGAACUACCUGAUGAAGAGUGUGAUGAGGACAAGCCUCCCUUACAAAGGACCUGUGAUUCAGGUCCCUGUUUAGCAUCUUCAGACUCAUCCUGGAGGCCCCAUGAGAUCCCUGAUCAGCACGGCUAUGUUUGGGAAAACAUGGGCUUCACUCCCUGCUCUGCUUCAUGUGCUGUUGGCAAACAGAUGGCUGUUGUCAGGUGUGUGAGCACCUUGAAAAAGGAAAUUGUUGAUGACACACUCUGCAACGGCUCCAAACUGCUGCUCUCUUCGCUUCGCAUCUGUAACCCUCAGCCAUGUCCUCCGAGAUGGGAGGUGAGCGUGUGGAACCCGUGUUCUGUGUCGUGUGGUGUGGGGCUGCAGACGCGCAGUGUGUCCUGUGUGAGGUCUGUGGUGGGAAACCGCACUGAAUCUGUGUCCAGCAUAGAGUGUGUGGAGAGAAGACCUCCAGAACUGCAGGCCUGCAACCAGGUGGCCUGUCCACCGGCCUGGGAGGCUGAGGAGUGGCAGCAGUGCUCUCAUUCGUGUGGCAGAGGCACUCAGUGGCGUAAGGUUUACUGUAAACAGAGACUGGCUUCUGGAAGCUACCGCAGGCUGAGCGACGAGGAGUGCGCUGGAACCAAACCUGACGUCCACAGGAUUUGCAUGAACCCUGACUGUCUGCUGCCGCGUCUGGAAGGAGGAGAGUGGUCAAAGUGUUCUGUGACAUGUGGAAAAGGCAUUCAGCGGAGGGAACCCGUUUGUAGGAGACAGACGGCCUCCGGUCAGCUGGUCACUCUGGACAGGUCGGCCUGCAGUGACCUUCCUCUUCCUCCUCUGAUCAGGAGCUGCCGUAUGAGCCCGUGCAACAAGCACAAGCACUCCAAAAAACGUUGCCCUCAGGUCAUGGGCCUGAAACGCAUCUAUAUCCAGACCAGACAAGAAAAACGCCUCAGUUUUACCAUCGGAGGACGAGCCUACCUUCUUCCCAAGACCUCCGUCGUUAUCAAGUGUCCCGUUCGGCAUUUCCCUAAAGCUCAGGUCCGUUGGGAGAAGGAUGGGAGUGAUCUGACCAGCUCCAAACGUCUGAGCAUCACCAGAUCUGGCGCUUUGAGGAUCUACAACCUGGAGGCUGAAGAUAUCGGACUGUACCGCUGCUGGGCCAACCAAGAUUCGGACAUCUUCAUCCUGAAGCUGAUCGGAUACAAUAGUAGGCUCCUGGAACAUCCUGAAGGAAAGAGUUUGGGAAGUAGGAGCUUUCAUCCAUACCUCAAUAAAGAAGGAGGUUACGUUGGUUCAAAGUGCCAUGAGGGGUUUCCACCUGGAAAGAAGGCUCCAAAAUCUCCCCCAAGCUGGAUGCAAAAAAACGAGUUCUACCGAGACGACGAUGGCCAGCCUAAGGAACUCUGGGAUACUCUUGCUUUAGGAAACUAUGCUUUGGCUUCAGCCGCCAGGAGCCACGCGGGAGCCUUUGUCCUUGAUCCUGCACAGUUCGAGGAGCUCGUGAAGAACAUCAGUCAGCUGGCCGAGAGCGGAGAUGUGACGGAUGAAAUGGCGUUGCACCUGAUUGGGAAACUUAUGGAGGAUUUGGCUGCCGCGGGGCAAGGGGCACAAACUGAGGAAAGCACUACGAUGGGCAAUCAUUUAGAUAAGACGCCAAACACUUCUGAACAUUCUGAGGGAAAGACGCCGAAAAAAGGCAGUCGAGCGGUUAUCGUUCGACAAAAGCAUCACGGAUCUGCCAUGAGCUUCCAGAGGGAUCUCCGGAUCCAUGUGGGCAGGACCACUUACCUAACCAAUGCUACCCACAGCCUCACGCUGAUGUGUCCCACUCAGGGAUUGCCACCUCCAAACCUCUCCUGGAGCAAAGAUGGAGCUCCGCUUCAGAACAGCGACAGAAAACAAGACUCCCUGUGUACCUCUGAGUCCAGCCGUGACUGAUCUUGAUUGAGCAACCGCAUAUUCCAAAAGCCUGUUAAU
Messenger RNA from Sinocyclocheilus grahami, 2124 nucleotides. RefSeq names its product ADAMTS-like protein 3. The transcript has 8 exons. The annotation marks the transcript as partial. Lineage: Eukaryota; Metazoa; Chordata; Actinopteri; Cypriniformes; Cyprinidae. The record is from RefSeq and is a predicted model, not a curated record. Gene Ontology annotation, cellular component: extracellular matrix. Gene Ontology annotation, molecular function: metalloendopeptidase activity. Gene Ontology annotation, biological process: proteolysis; extracellular matrix organization.